Messenger RNA from Arachis stenosperma, 795 nucleotides. RefSeq lists its product as uncharacterized. The coding region runs from base 1 to 507 and encodes 168 amino acids. NCBI's taxonomy places the organism in Eukaryota, Viridiplantae, Streptophyta, Magnoliopsida, Fabales, Fabaceae. The transcript has a single exon. The record is from RefSeq and is a predicted model, not a curated record.
AUGCUUAUCACAGGCAAUGAAAUUCCAUCAUGGUUUGCACCUCAGAAGUCUUCUUCCUUUGCAGAAAUACCAUUUCCUCAUCCUUGUCCGCCAACUUCCUUUGCAGAAAUACCAUUUCCUCAUCCUUGUCCGCCAACUGAAUGGCUGGGAUUUGCUGUGUGUUUCUUGCUGGUAGCGGAUCGGCCUCUGGUCUAUGGCGAUACAGAGAUCGCUUGUUACAAAAUAAUGAAACAAGAUAAAGAUGAUUGGAGGGCGGAGUCUCCCGUGAUCACCAGGAAUGUUCCUCUUCUGGAGCCAAAACUACCUCACCUUUACAUUCUCUUUCUGUCCAUUGGAGAAUACCCUGAAAGAAUGCAUACAGGUUAUGGGUUUCGUUUGAUGCGUUGCCCUGAUUGCGGUCCAUUGAAAAUAGUGCAGGCUGGGUGUCGUCUGGUGUGCAAGGAAGAUCUUCAAGAUAUUUAUCGAAAUCAUUCCCAUACUUCCUCUGUAGGGCCUAAUAAUGAAUAAAAAACAAACAACAACGAUGGGCCAAGCCCAUAACCUUUCCUUCUUUUCCUUCUACUCCAACGGCACACACAAACACUUCAAUGCAGCAAUACACACACAUCUCUCACCGCCAUCCUCAUGUCACUUCUUUAACAAUAACUAGUGUGAAUCCCGCGCGAUGCGCAGAUUGUGUACAUAAUCUAUUUUAUUGUAUUUAUGUAUAUUUUGUUUAUAAAAAAAAUUAAUACAUAUUUAUGAGGAGUUAAUUUAUUUAGUAUAUAAAUAGAUUGAUUAAUUAAUUUUUUUUAA